Messenger RNA from Perca fluviatilis (European perch), 1929 nucleotides. RefSeq names its product F-box protein 5 (gene fbxo5). Gene Ontology annotation, molecular function: protein binding; zinc ion binding. The transcript is spliced from 6 exons. Gene Ontology annotation, biological process: regulation of mitotic nuclear division; negative regulation of meiotic nuclear division. Gene Ontology annotation, cellular component: nucleus. The coding region runs from base 173 to 1537 and encodes 454 amino acids. The record is from RefSeq and is a predicted model, not a curated record. Lineage: Eukaryota; Metazoa; Chordata; Actinopteri; Perciformes; Percidae.
ACGGAUUUCAAAUAGCUGCAGCAACUGGCGGAUUUUCAGUUGUGGAGUAUUUUAUUUGGGUAGAGCGGGUGUCAGUCGAAAGUUAGCUCAGCGGCUAAAAGGAGGGAAGCAAGAGUCUGCUUUGGAUAACGACAUUACCAAACGUCAGAAAUAUACAUACUGCACAGUGUAUAUGUUCCACUGUAAGAAAGCCAUCAUGAAAUUCCCUCGCUACGAGGCUACCAUGGCAAACAAAAUGGAGAAAAGCUCUGCUGCUGCAGAGUCCAGGGGGCUUAACCUUAAAUCUUCCCCAGUGAAAGAGCCAAUCCCCAUCAAACCUCAGUGUCCACCUGCAGGAGUGACUACAGCCUUGUUCUCUCUCAACAACAACACUAGAGCAGUCCACAACAAGGAAAACAGCACCAGCAGGGAGCAUGACCGGAUUCUGGAUGAAGGGUUUGAGGACAGCGGCUAUCUGUCUCUGCAGAAUAGUCACAUCGAUGAUCAUCAUGGGGAUACGGAGGAUGAACACAGCCAGGGAAAACCUACAGUAACCCAAUUGCCUUCUGCUGCUGCUACACACCAAGAAAAGGCAAUAUCGCCAAAUAAUUCUCCCUCCAAAUGUAAAGGGAGGACAGACUCUAACCCUCUAGUGACAGCUUCCACUCCUGUGGAUCGUCAGAGGACAGCAGCAUACUCCCUGUCAUCCACCCCAUCAGACCAUCACAACGACCCCAACCUGCCUAUACUGAAGUUCCAGCGGGCGGUGUGUGAAGAGCUUGCCAAGAGCUAUAAGAAGAAUAAAAGGUAUGACUGGAGCAUCGUCACAAAGGUAGCAGAGGAUCAUCUUUUGGACCGGGUGAUCGGAGGCCAGAUGGGCCGGGAGUACGUUGACAUAUUUUCAUGUCUUUUGUCCAGGAACAUGAGAAACAUCCUGAUCAACAUCCUGGCCCUGCUGGGAGACAUGGACCUCAUUAGCUGUAAGAAAGUGAGCAAGACAUGGAGGAGGAUCAUCGGUGAGGAUACAGCAGCUCUGAGCAGGUGUCAAAGAGCCGAGCAGGCACUCAGGGAGUCAAAGAGCUCUUUUAGUGAAAGGAGUUGUAGUCUGACAAGGGAUGUAGCUGUGUCCAGGGUGGUGCUGUCCUGCAUGCAGACCCUGUCCUCAAGUACUCCUUCAUCUUCUUCAUCCUCCUCUUCCUCAUCCACCCCCGGCUGCAGGGUUAACAGACCGAAUACCCACUCUCAGAAGCACCGACAGGCCAACAACCAAUGUACACGGUUCAAUGAAUACGUGCAGGCCGCCAGCAGUCUAAAGCAGCACGAGUCCCUGCGUCCCUGCAAGCGCUGCGGCUCACCAGCAACACAUUUGCCCGAGGUUCAGAGGGCCACGUGCACGCGUUCCAGCUGUCUCUUUGACUUCUGCACCCACUGCCAGGAGGCCUUCCACGACUCGACCCCCUGCAGAGUGGUGCAGCCCCGACCCUACUUCACCACCCCUAAAACCACCCCAAUCAUACCAGGCAGCGCCCGCAGCAAGAGAAACGUCCGGCGCCUGUGAGUUUUUACUCACUGUCGGUUUUUAACUGGGUGGGUCAUGUUUUACUUGACUAAUAGCUGCUGGCUCGGACAGUGAGGAACGUUAUAACUCUCGCUCGGCCUGGAAAGUCUUCUGUAUUUGCACUGUGACAAUUCAACUUACUGAAGCACUUGUGGCGGUGCUGCUGGGACAAUCAACCAGAAAGUGUCAUCUGGCUAAAACUGUUGUCGUCUAUGAGCGACCAUACAUCUGAUGCCAAAAAAAAUAAGAAAUGCAGACUGAUAUGCUUUAAGUUGUAAAUUUUUUUAUUAUGUUUUAAAAUGAAAUGGAUGUAAAUAUAUUGUAUUGUCAAUUUUAAGUUUUGUAUGUUUUUUAAAUAAAUGUUGGUCCCCUUGUGGACCGUUACAUGUUCA